AUGGAACCAGAAAGGAGAGUUACGCGAGGCAUGAGUAGGGAUGGAGACAGGAUGGAAGAGAACGAGAGGAGAGCAUUGGAGGAGCUUAGCAGAGCAAUGGGGCAGGACCUUGGAGUGGAGGAUAGUGUGGGGGGAUCAAUUCAAGGAGAUGAGUUCGUUCCACCGGUGCCUUCUAACCCUCCUUCUCCUCCGUCUAAUGCUCUCCCACCUGCGGGAUCCCCACUUGGAUCAGACCAAACCCCACGCCCAAGAGAAAACACUGGAAGUACGGCGAACUUGGGAGAAGAAGGAACACAAGGGGUGGUGUUGGCCUUGAUGCAGAUGGUGGCGAAUAUGAACAAAGACAUGAUGGAGGAGAGAAGGCGUAGGGAGGAAUGGGAACAGAGAAGAGAAAGGGAUACAAGGACAGAGAAGAAAGAAGAGAAGAAAUGGGAAAAGGGGCAACCUUCGGCGCAGGGUGGUGUCCAGGCGGCUAUGAUGUCGACGGUGGUAAAGAGUACACCGCCAAACAUCGACGAAGUUCGCCGAAGAUGGCCUAGGCCGAGCUCCGAUCUGAGGGAGACAAGGAGGAAGGAGGGGAAGUGUACCGAGUGUGGUGAAGCAGGACAUUGGCUGAAGGAAUGCCCUGUAAGGGAGGCUAAGGUUAAGGUUGGACUGUUGCCUCCAUGGGGGGGGAAGUUCGGAGAACGUGGUGGAGGAUCGGGAGGGAACGCAGUACCUCUCGGACAGAGGAGGAACUUGAAUGCGGUUGGAGGAGAAGUAGAUUUGGAAGAGGACCAGGGAAAAGAAGAGGACCUGUCGCAGUAG
Molecule: messenger RNA, 807 nt
Organism: Tremella mesenterica DSM 1558
Lineage: Eukaryota; Fungi; Basidiomycota; Tremellomycetes; Tremellales; Tremellaceae
Exons: 2
Coding region: 1-807 (268 amino acids)
Molecular function (GO): zinc ion binding; nucleic acid binding
Source: RefSeq, a predicted model, not a curated record